This is a messenger RNA of Thelazia callipaeda (thelaziosis nematode), 1323 nucleotides long. The record is from the annotation of a GenBank genome assembly. Lineage: Eukaryota; Metazoa; Nematoda; Chromadorea; Rhabditida; Thelaziidae.
AUGCUGGAGGAGCCCAAAAUUAUUGAUCAGAUGACACCAGAAGCAUCAAAUCACUCUACUGAUGUCCCAUGUAUUCAGAACAGCCCUACUUUGGGUGAUUUUGAUGGAUACAUAAUUGUAACUUCCAGCGAAGCUGGUUGCAAUAUGCUAGAGAUUCCGCUGGAUGACGAUGGCAAUCUGCCUAUUGCUACUCUUGCACAUUCUUUUCCUGAUGCCAUUGGUUUGAAGUUCAAGAAUCCUUUAACUGGAGUCUAUCGAACUUUAGCGUAUACUUUAUAUCUUUUUUCAGUGAAUACAAAACUGGAACGGGGACUUUUCACUAAACCUCAUAAGGUUGUUUGUAUUUAUAGAGUUGAUGAUCAGAAACGUUGUAUAUAUCCUCCAAGAGGAGGCUGGGGAAAGCGACGCUUUGUGGCAAUAUUCUCGAUCAGUUCUAGUGAUCGAAAGCGACCAUCAAACGAUUGUGUGGGAGAUUUAGUAGAAGAAAAACGAUCUGGUUUAGAUGGUAGUCUGAAUGAAGAUUGUCGUGUACCUGUUGAUCUAAUCGUGCUUAAUCUCUCUUUCAAAACAACUGAAGAAACACUCAAAAAUAUUUUUGAGAAAUAUGGUGAAGUUCAAUAUGUUGAGGUCAAACGCGAUUUCAAAACUAACUUCCCGAAAGGUUAUGGUUUUGUUAAGUUCGUCAGUAUUGAGGCGCAGGACAGGGUUCUUCUUGAUAGAGAAGUUAUUAUCGAUGGAAGAAUGACACAGGCUAGUGGUACUUCUGCUCAAGUGAAGUUUCCAAAUCACUUCGCCAAUAAGCCUCAAAAAACAAAUAUUGGGAUGAAUAUGACGCAGGAUUCGGCAUCGACCAAGUUGUACGUGGGACGUGUAUGGAAUGCAAUUACAGAAAAAGAUAUAUUCGAUGCACUCAAUACUGAAGCCCGAAAAAUUUCUCCAUAUGCCAAUGCAAAGCGAGUUUCUAUCCCUAUGCCACAUCGUGGUUUUGCGUUUGUCACGAUUAAUGAUCACAGUGUGGCGAAGCGUCUAUGCCAAAUACGUGAUUUUAUCAUUCGUGGUAAAAGCGUGUGCGUCUGUACUCUUACUCCAAAAAAUAAUGUACAUCAACAGCAGCAUAUAAGGCAAAGCCAUUAUGAACAGCAGCAGCACAUAAUUUCGUAUCGAGUCGCACAGCCUGCAGUAGCUCCAUUGCAUCCAUAUCCUGCGCACUUUAAUUACGUUGAGGAGUACCCACAAAAUCCAAAUUGGAUGAAUCCUCGAAUAACCUACCGUAGCACUAGUUUGCCACCAGUUUCUUAUACUCAUGAAUAUUAUUGUUCAUAA